AUUUUUUUCCUGGAAUUUUGCGCUUUUUGCAGACUUCGGAUAAUAUUUAUUUCUAUAUUUUGAGUUGGUGCCUUAUGGAGUAAAUAAUAUACAGAAGAUAUAUUUUUUUUUCAAAUUUAAUUUUUCGAUCCACGUGGGAUCAGCCUUUGUCAUACCCAUGUGCCUUCAACAUUGAUUGAUUUCGAGGAUUUUAUUUUUCCGUGCCUUCAGCGUUGAUUUUCAGAAUCAAAAGUUACCGCCAAAGAUGAUGGAAUCAUCCGUGGCUGUUUAAAAAAAAGGAGUUAAUUUAAUUUUUACUUCUCAUUUGUGUGAAGAUGACCAUGGAUUACCAUCAUCCAUACAAUGUGUAUCCGGAGUAUUAUUGCCCCAGCUAUCAGGGGCCCGGAUAUCCGUUCCCGUCCCAACAAUCUCACCCACCCGCACAUCCCCAACACAGGCAGCAAAUGCCAAAUCCGCAGAGGAAUUUCAAUAACAAUGUCAUCGGCAAUCCAAACUUUAUUUGCCCUCCUCCUCCUCCUCCUCAUCAUCAACAGCAACCUCCACCACAGCAGCAGCAACCUCCACAGCAUUAUUUCCCUUAUCAGCAGCAAGGUCAACAACAACAACAACAACAACGCCAGCAUUCCAGCUACACAUCACCGUACGUGCCUAACUUCUUGGUCAGCUCUGGAACCGGACUCACGCCUACAUUGACUCCGACCACUCUCGCUACCAUCGAACAAUCUUUUAUGGAACUCCAAAACAAUCAGCAAAAUGGCGGCCGUGACCCGGUCACUCAGAGCGGGUUUGUCCCUCCGGUAGUCGAUCCGGGCCACAGCGCCGAACAGUCCCAAGACAGCUACGACUACUCCUCCUCUGAUGGAGAAUGGGAGCCGAAAGCGAAGCGAGGUCGCAUGUCUGCCGACAUGAAAGACGUCAAUCUGAUUGUGACAGCUCAUGGAACCAUCAAUGCCACACCACAGAGGAAGUACACAAGGAGGAAUAAGGAUGAAAAGGUAAGAGGGAAAUUCCUAAACGUUAAAGUUCGAGACAAGAGGCAAAACUCUGUUGUAAUACUUUUUUUUUAUUGGAAGGGAAGAUGAUGAAACCUCACUAAAAUUCCAAAGCAAUCAUCAGCAAAGAGCCUAAUUUGUGCUUAGUGUACGUGGCACGAAACUGUUUUUUUCCCCCCAUCUCCAAAAAUGAAAAAAAUGUGUACCAGGCCCUACAUUCUUGUACUGAACAAAUAUUUUUAUGAUUACAACCUGCCAAACUGUUUCUUUAAUCAAUUUUUUAAACCUCUUUUAAGUAUGUAUAAUAUAAUAUUAUAUUCUGAAUAGUGUAGUGAUGCGAGUUUGGAUUUUGUUUUGUUUCUGUACAUAAGUCAUGAGAGCAGAGAUACUUGGCACAACGCCUUUUGGAAAAAUCUUGUCUUUGAAAUCUCAAACAUGUAGGGUUGUAGGUCCAACUAUAUAUUUUUUUUUUCAGACUUUGUUAUAAAACCUUCUGUAUUUUCCCCCCUUAGUUUUAAACCUAAAAUGAAACUAUUGUUUUGUACACAGUAAUUCAUUAGUUGUUUUUUCUCAAGUGACUUCCUAUUCUUAAGUCAAUAAAGUCUUAUAUGAUUUGUUGUGGACAAAAAACCCCCUAAAUCCUAAAAGUAGAAAAUUCCCUGGGAAGUAGGAAUCCGAAUCCUGUUGUGGCACAGUGGAGCCUCAGGCUUUCUUGUGGUUUGGUGAAGCGGAAUUUCUUUUCCUACUACUAGAUCUAGUAUAAAGUAAGGCAGAUUUUGUAACUGAAAAGUACUUGAUGGCUGUGCUAUCAUCACAGCUUGCUUGCUUGUUGGCAGAGGAUGAAGGUUGGGGGGGGGGGGGGGGGGGAGAGGAGAGGACGGAGAUGUAGUCACUUCUAAUAUUAUCUCUGCUCAUCAUAGUCACAUGAUGUCUCUUAGUGGACUCUGCACUCUUAUCAUCACGGGCACUUUAUGAAUAAUAAUACUGAUUACCUCAGGCUUACAGGAGCGCGGAAUAAUUUUAGAAAUAACCGAUUCCCAAAUGGCAUUUUGUUGUAGUUUUUAAAUUUUUUAUAUAUUUUAAAGCACUAUUCCGUAGGAAAUGAUCAUCAUUCUUGACUCUGUAAAUGGAAACUGACAAUGAAAUCUAUUUCUGUUUCUGAUGCGAGUGCGCCCAGGUAACAUAUUUAUGUGCGAACAGUUGUCAGCUGGUGUUGACAACGUACAGGGAAUCUGGCUCAAUGUAAUCCUAGUCGGUGAAAUGCCCGGGCUCAGGAAUUGGGUCAUGUUUACGAAAUGCUCUUGAUGAACCUGCUGGCGAA
Messenger RNA from Aplysia californica (California sea hare), 2313 nucleotides. RefSeq lists its product as uncharacterized. The transcript has 2 exons. The record is from RefSeq and is a predicted model, not a curated record. NCBI's taxonomy places the organism in Eukaryota, Metazoa, Mollusca, Gastropoda, Aplysiida, Aplysiidae. The coding region runs from base 315 to 1082 and encodes 255 amino acids.